Molecule: messenger RNA, 4924 nt
Organism: Spodoptera litura
Lineage: Eukaryota; Metazoa; Arthropoda; Insecta; Lepidoptera; Noctuidae
Source: RefSeq, a predicted model, not a curated record
AGUGCCGUAAUGUACACCUCUGCCUACCCCUUCGGGGAAAAAGGCGUGAAGUUAUGUUAUGUUACGUUACUACUUGUAUGUGUUCCCUCGUCCCCCGCGCCGAAAUUGACAGACUCUUUUGCAUAGAUGUUAAGUCCUCAUAACAUCUCUGUUGUGUUGGUUAAACACUUUAUGGUGAAUACAUGCCCGCACACGCUUCCUUAUCUCUCUGACGGUCAUUCUUCAAAUGAAUGAGCGCCUUAUUUCUUCAGCCUCGGAAAAGGAGGAUCCUCCGAACAGGCGAGGUAGUUGUGUCUGACGGGCUUUCUGCCCAAGCCCAACGAUUAUUCGUUGGGACUUUCUAUCCAUGUUUAUUCGCAUGUAAACUCACAGGUGCGAUGUAGAAUUUGUGCUGUCGAUUUUCUUACACGCGUCAUCUGACUUCUGUCAUUUGUCAAUGUGUCAUGAUGAGACGAAUUUACUUUGUGAUGAAUUUACAACAACCUAGUAGAUCUUCUUUGUUUUUCCCUUACUCUUUCUUGUUCUUCUUUGUCCUCUCCUUCUAGAUGCCGGCAACGCGCUUGUAACUCCUCUGGUUUUGUAGAUGUCGCUUGGCAUCGGGUGAUGCGUCUGCUCGGUUGCCGCCCUGUUCUAUAAAAAGAAAAAAAACCCACUGAUUUGCGUGUGCAAGCUGCGUGCCGAACGGUGCAAAUUGUCACAGUAAUACAGUUUUAUUACUCAAUUCGAUUGUGUUUCUCUAGGAGCGUUACUAUUUUAAUGGGAAUUUAGAUUAGUAAGUACCUACCUACUUACUACACGUACUAACCUUAGCUCUUUAUUCAUUACUAUAAACACCAAGUCAAUGCUAUUAACAGCAUGUGAAUUGCUAGUUAAAAUGUUUUGUUGUUUGUCAAGAUUAACUUUUCGUCAGAGAGAGAGACAGAUGGCGAUAGAGCGCUGCGCAGCCGCGGCGGCGGCGGCUAGCGAGCGGCCCGCCAGCCCAGUGGGUGGCGCAGGCCCUGCGGGGACCGCCGCACCGGGGCCCGCCGCGCCCCAGACGCGGCUGCUCACCCUGGAGCACGGCGAGCACAAUGACUCAACACUGUACCGGUUUGAAAAAGGCUGCUAUUUACAAUUUUGUCCUGGGCCAUCUUUACUUGGGCGAAAAGUUUUUCUCUAUACCAAUUAUGUGAUGUCUGAUAAUCGCAAACAAACAACACAAUUACUUCAUUUGCCAUGGCCAGUACUGCUGAACGGCAAUUUCAUAGCAGAAGACGAUAAGAGCAAUGAGCAAGCGGAGUUCAUCCGCAAUCAGUACUAUGGACUGGAGUGGUAUCGCGAGGCCGAGGACGAGGCCGAGCCUGCGCCGCUCGGCACCGGGCUACUGAUCACCGACACCGACUUCUACUGCCAGCUGCGGCUCGCGCGUGCCGGCUCCUUCCACUACUACUUCGUCUACGACAACGCGGAGUCGUCGGUGGGCCCGCAAGGCUCGGGCUGGUUCCAUGUGGCGCCGACACUGCGCGUGGGUCCCGGCGGCCGCGACGAGAUCCCGUUGGACGGCAUUAUGUGUCAUACAGUACUGGCCAAGUGUCUGGGGCCGCUGCCGCGCUGGGAGGCCGCGCUGCGCGUGUCGCGCGAGGCCGGCUACAACAUGCUUCACUUCACGCCCGUGCAGGAGCUGGGCGCGUCUCGCUCCAGCUACAGUAUCGCCAACCAGCUGCGCCUCAACCCGCAGUUCGGCGCCGACGCGGGCCGCGAGCCCACUUUCGCUGACGUUGAGAAUAUCGUCUCGAAGAUGCGCACCGAGUGGAAGAUGCUGUCCAUCUGCGACAUAGUGCUGAACCACACGGCCAACGAGACGCCGUGGCUGAGCGAGCACCCCGAGGCCACGUACAACUGCUCGAACUGCCCGCACCUGCGGCCGGCCGCGCUGCUGGACGCGCUACUGGCGCGGCUCACGGCGGACGUGGCGCGCGGCGACCUCGAGGCGCGCGGCGUGGGCCGGACUGUGACGUCACACGAACACUUGGAGGCGCUGCGCGUGCUACUGCAGACGCAAGUGUUGCCGGAGGCGCGCCUGCACGAGAUGUACAUGUGUAACGCGACCGACCUCGUGCAGGAGUUCUACUUCAUGGCGCGCAACAAAGUGCCGGCCCCGGCAGCAGUGGGCGCGGGCGCCGGGCUGGGCUCCAGCUCUGAAGGCGCGGGACCUGGCGCGGGCGCUGGCGAGGGCCCUGGCGCGGGCCCCGGCGCGGGACCCGGCGCGGGUCCCGGCGAGCUGCGCCUGCAGCCGGACCCUCAGUACCGGCGCCUGCGCGCGACGGUGGACAUGGACCGCGCGCUACAGCUCUACAACGUAUACAGAGCGGAAUGUUACGACGAGGAAUCGCGGCUCAAGAAAUGUUGUGAAGAAUUCAAGCGCAAAUUGGAGCAACUGAACGAGGCCGCGGCGGACACUCUGCGGGAGCACCUGCGCGCCGCCGUCGACAACGUCAUCGCGGGCAUCAGAUACUAUCGAUUACAAUCCGACGGACCGAAGAUCGAAGAGGUCAGCGCCAAACAUCCGCUGGUACCCAGGUACUUCACGUGGGCCUGCAGCGUGGAGAGCAGCUCGUUGGCCGAGCUGGAGGCCGCGCUGUACUCGGACGCCGGCCGCCUGUGCAUGGCGCACAACGGGUGGGUCAUGGACGCCGACCCGCUGCAGGACUUCGCGGCGCGCGCCGCCGCCGCGCGCGUCUACCUGCGCCGCGAGCUCAUCGCCUGGGGCGACUCCGUCAAGCUGCGCUACGGGGACAAGCCCGAGGACAGCCCCUUCCUGUGGGCGCACAUGCGCGAGUACGUCGAGCUCACGGCCGAGGUGUUCGACGGCCUGCGCCUCGACAACUGCCACUCUACGCCACUACACGUGGCGGAGUACAUGUUGGACUGCGCGCGCAACGUGAAGCCGGACCUGUACGUGGUGGCGGAGCUGUUCACCAACUCCGACCACGUCGACAACAUCUUCGUCAACCGACUGGGCAUCACCUCGCUCAUCCGUGAGGCGCUGAGUGCCUGGGACGCGCACGAGCAGGGCCGGCUCCUGCACCGCUUCGGAGCGCGGCCCGUGGGCGCCUUCCUGCGGGGCCCCCGCCGCGCCGCCGCGCCCCGCGUGGCCCACGCCAUGCUGCUGGACCAGACGCACGACAACCCGUCCCCGCUGCACAAGCGCACCGUGUUCGACGUACUGCCCACCGCCGCGCUCGUGGCGGCCGCGGCCUGCGCCGGCGGCUCCACGCGCGGCCUGGACGAGCUCGUGCCGCACGCCGUGCACGUGGUGGACGAGGAGCGCCUGUACGCCGACUGGGGCGAGCCCGAGCCCGAGCGCCCGCGCGUCGGGCCCGACACCGGCCUCACGGCGGCGCGCCGCGCGCUCAACGAGCUGCACGCGUGGCUGGCGCGCGCCGGCUACUGCGAGGUGUUCGUGGACCAGAUGGACGCCGACGUGGUGGCCGUGACGCGCCACGACCCCGUGUCGCGGCGCUCCGUGGUGCUGGUGGCCUUCACGUGCUUCGCGCCGCCGGCCGGCCCGCGCGCGCCGCGCCCCCUGCGCUUCGAGGGCGACCUGGAGGAGAUCGUGCUCGAGGCCUGUCUGCGCCACGUCGACCACAAGUCGGAGGGCGAUCCGCUGCGGCUGCCGGGCGCCUUCAGCCCGCACCCGCGCGUCAUCUCCGGCCUGGCGGCGGACUACGAGUGUAGCGUGCGCCGCGCCGUGCCGCUGGCGCAGUCGCACGUGUUCCACGGCGCGCGGCCCGACGGCGCGCACACCGAGCUCGCCUUCCGCGCCAUCCUGCCCGGCACCGUCGUCGCCGUCCGCGUGGACGCGCGCAUGCACAUCCUGGCGUUCGCGGCGUGCGUGCGGCACGGGCUGGUGCCCAACCUGCUGGCCGGCGGGCGCCGCGCGCGGUACAACUGCCGCGACGCGUCCUGGUGGUGGCUGCACGGCGUGCGCCAGUACUGCGCGGCGGCCGGGCCGGCGCUGCUGGCCGAGCCGGUGGCGCGCCUGUUCCCGGCCGACGACGCGGCCGCCGCGCCGCCCGGCGCCGCCGACCAGCCGCUGCACGACGUCAUGCAGGAGGUGCUCGACGUGCACUUCCAGGGGCUCGUAUUCCGAGAGCGGAACGCCGGUCGCACCAUCGACGCUCACAUGUCGGAUAAAGGCUUCAACGUGCAGAUCGGGAUCGAUCCCGAGACCGGAUUCCCGUUCGGGGGCAACGACGCCAACUGCGGGACCUGGAUGGACAAGAUGGGGUCGUCCGAGCCGGCCGGCAACCGGGGCAAGCCGGCCACUCCGCGCGACGGCAGCGCCGUGGAGCUGGUCGGGCUCGCGCACGGAGCCUCGCGGCCCUGGGCCGACUACCAACUGCGCUGCAACUUCCCCAUCGCCAUGGCCGUCGCGCCCGAGCUCUUCGAUCCCAAGCACGCGUGGCUGGCGCUCGACAACGUCGAGAAACUGCUGCUCGGGCCGCUCGGAGUCAAGACGCUGGAUCCCGCCGACUGGGCGUAUCGCGGAGAUUACGACAAUUCCAAUAACGGAGACGACCCCAGCGUCGCGCAUGGAUUCAACUACCACCAGGGACCCGAGUGGGUGUGGCCUCUCGGCUUCUAUCUGCGCGCGCGGCUCGCCUUCGCCCAGCAGGCGGGGCGCCACGCCCGCACUCUGGCCUCCGCCUACGCGGCGCUGGCGCCCCUCCUGGCCGAGCUGCGCACGUCGCCCUGGCGCGGCCUGCCCGAGCUCACCAACGCGGGCGGCGCCUACUGCAACGACUCCUGCCGCACGCAGGCGUGGAGCUCCGCCACCGUCCUCGAGGCCCUGCACGACCUGCAGCAGGCGGCCCGCGCGCGCCCGCUGACUGACUGACGCGCGCGCCGCCUGCGCCCCGCCCCCGCGCUCUACGCCACGCCC